UAUAUAGGGACAGGAUUUGGUCCCGUUAUGCCAAAACAGGGAAUACAAUCCGUGAUUGUACUGUAGCCGUUGGAUUAAAUUGGGGCAUGAUCUAAUGGCUGGGGUUAAAGUAGGGGUAUUUAGGGGGGGGAAAAUGGUAACCGGUUGGUUUUUUGUAUUUUAAAUUAAUUAAUUUUUGAAAAACUGACACCGAUUGGCGAUUGACGUGUGAGGUGUGACGUUUGAUGUACGGGUGACAGUUAGAAAUUUUGAAAAGUCACUAAAUAGUGGGUUCGUGGGGUAUUUAGGGCACAUUUGGUUCUUCUUCACACUUCUUCAGAUUUCGUUCUUCUUCUUCUUCACAUUGCCUUCUUCUUCUUCUUCUUCUUCUUCUUCUUCUUCUUCUUCUUCACAUUUCCUUCUUCUUCUUCUUCACAGUUCCUUCUUCUUCUUCUUCACAUUUUCUUGUAGUGAUUAAAAUUAUUUUCAAAUUUGGGGGAGGAAACUGCAGUACGUUCGGAGUUACUGUACUUCGUUUUCUGGUUCUCCGUCUCCGACCUUGGUGUACAAGUAAGUUUCUCCGAAUGUACCAACUUUAUUCUUCUUUUGCAUGUUUGUUCGUUCUUUAGUUUGGGGAUGUGAAAAAUUGUCUAACAUUGUUAAAGAAAGAUUUAAACUUUUGUAAAGAGAAGUGUUGUUCUUCAACCGUGUAUGUGCAUUUUAUUUUGUUUUUGUGUUCUAUUUUUUGUUUAUUGAGUAAUUUUAAUCUUUUCUACAUGCUUUAAAUCUGCUUCGUGAACAAGAUUUUUAUUCUGAGAGUGGUGAAAAUCGAAGUUACAUGUGUGUACAGUUUUUGUUUGUUUUUUUUUAUUGUGAAAGUAUUUUGGAUUAAUUUAUUCCCUGUGUAUUAGGGGUCUUUGUUCAGAGUCUGUUAGAGAUUGUUCAUCACUGUAAGUGGUUGUUAUUUUUCAGUUAGUGAAGAUUGCAUUUAAUUUUUUUUGGUUAUGGUGUGUAAUGAAUAUAUAAAGUACUCUUCUAUUGUACUCUGAAUAUAUGCAAUAAUAGUGAAUAUAUUCAGUUAUUGAAGAUUGGAUUUCGUUCUCUGUUUUCACCAUUGUCACUGCCAUGAUUCUUGAAUCAUGAACAGAAGGAUUAACAAUCCUAAUACAGUGAAACAAUUUUAAGAAAAUAAUGUAAUGAAAGAAAGAAAAGCAAUGUAAACAUUGGUAUGUAUAGUGUUGGUGGAAAAUAAUUAUUUUUGAAAAUCAAUUUUGAUUGGUAAUUUGGUAAUUUUAUUGUGAAAGUGUUUUGUAUUCACGUGUAUGGUCAUUUUGGUGUGUAUUUUUUUUACCCAAAUGUUUUACCGUGGGCUGCCCUAUAUUGACCGAAAUUUUUUUUUUGAAAGUAAGGAAAACAAUGGAAUGGUUAGUUAGGUAAAGAAACUAUGGUAUUAAAUUUUUUAGUUCAGAUUGUUACUUACCAAAUGUGAUGUUUUUUGUUAUCUGUUGUGAGUGAUUGUUGUACUUUAAUUAGAAGUUGUAGUUUAGAUUUUACUAUUGUUAUGAAUUUGUUUUGAAAAAUUGGAUGGUUUAGACACAAGAUUCAUGAGUUAAUGAGAUACAGUAUUGAUAAAAACUAUGGCAGUUUGGAUUUUUUGUGUAUAUGAAUUAUUGGAGAAGUUAUUGAAAUUGGUUACGACAGUUAGUAGUGAAGCAUUGUUUUGUUAAUUCUGAUAUUAAAUGUUUUCCAACUGGUUUUGUACUCUGUUCAUUAUGAAUUAAGAGGUACAAGGUACCCAGAUUGGUUAAGUUUGGGGGAAUUUUGUCUAUUCAUGUGUGUGCUUUAUGUUCUUGGUUCUCACGGAUUGUACCAACUCGUUUGUACCACUUUUUAGUUAUGGGAGUUAGUAGUUAAGGUUUGUUUUGUUCAUUGUUUUGGUUGUGGAAAUCAUUUAGUUGAAAAGAGUUUCACAUCAUUUUAAUGUACUUUAAUGUGUAACAUGCAAGAAGCAUGAAAUGUGUGUUUGAAAUCUGAAUUUUUCCAAUGCCGAAUGGUUAAGUUGAUUUGAUGUGAUUUUGGGUGAUUACAAUGCACGAUUUUCAUUGUGUUUUGGUCAAUUUUUUUUUAUAUAGUGUAUUUGUUGAAAUAUGUAGUCCUUAUUGUUUAAAUUUGUUUAUCUUUAAUUUGGUUAGGUUCAUCAUACAUGGCUGGGAAACGCAAAAGGAAAGGGGGAAAUGAACCCGUAAAGAAGGAUGUCACCCCCGAGCCGAACGAUAAUGCGGUUGCUUGGAGAAAUUUCUUCAAUGCGAACUACAAAGCCCUUCGAGCAGCUGAGAAGGGAUUAACUGAGAAAGAGGCUACCGACAAAUUGAAAGUGCAAUAUAAAGGUUUCACCGACGAGGAGAAGUCUGAGUGGAGAAGCUAUGACCCUAACCCUAAUCCCGCUAAGAAGGCGGUGCAAACAAGGGGGAGGAAACCAAAGGCAGCUGAUGCCAAGGGGAAGAAAGUGGAGGUGGAUGAGGAAGAGGGUGCUCCUGAAAGUGAAGAAGCAUCUGUGUACGGUCGAUGCUCCUUCAACCGUUUAAUGAGGAUUUGCAAGAACCUGAACCUGGAGCAGAAAGAUGUGAUCCAAAAUGCUGGAUUUGGAUCAUUCAUCAGAGAGGAUGCACCAUACGUUGACACCCGACUAGUGAGUUGGUUAAUCAAACAUGUUGACCCAACCACUAGCAUACUGGAUUUGUAUGGGAGGAAAAUUCACUUAUCUGCCGCGAUGUUCGGAGAUGUUAUGGGGGUGGACGACGGAGGGGAUCCUGUAGUCACCGAGGGUGAUAGUGACACUCGAUAUCUGGAGGAGAUAUUGAACGUUGUCGAGUACACCGUGUCCUUGACAAUGUUGGAGAAAUCUUUGUUGGAGUGCGUUGAGGCAGCAUGUACCUAUUUCUGA
This is a messenger RNA of Cannabis sativa, 2923 nucleotides long. RefSeq lists its product as uncharacterized. The transcript is spliced from 3 exons. NCBI's taxonomy places the organism in Eukaryota, Viridiplantae, Streptophyta, Magnoliopsida, Rosales, Cannabaceae. Bases 2183 to 2923 code for a protein of 246 amino acids. The record is from RefSeq and is a predicted model, not a curated record.